Messenger RNA from Python bivittatus (Burmese python), 714 nucleotides. The record is from RefSeq and is a predicted model, not a curated record. NCBI's taxonomy places the organism in Eukaryota, Metazoa, Chordata, Lepidosauria, Squamata, Pythonidae.
AUGCACUUUGAAUGCUCCAGAGAUACAGAUAUCAUCCCUGUCUUUUCUUUGGGAUUGAGGAAUUUUGUUCUAUGUAUAAAGAGCCACCAGGAGGGGGGACGUCUCGGGUACAACCCGGCGGAAAAAGGCCGAUCCGCAAAGCAGCGCCAACUCCGCGCGGGUUUCCGCUUCCCCGCCGUCGCAAGGGGCAGCACCGGCCUUCGGCGGGGCCUGCCAGCGAGGCGGAAGAGCCGCGCGGUCCCGCCCACCCCAGUUCACCCAUGGCGACUCGGCAAGGGCCCCGCGCAGCAGCGCUCGCCUCCUGAUCGCCGGGCUUUAAUUGCUGGCGCUGAGAUGGCCCACCUGAGCUGGGUCCUGCAGCCGCGACCCGAAGCGGCCGAAGGGACCGCGGAGCAACCGGAGAGCUACCAGCUUCGCCAAGAGAACGAGCUGCAGGUGUUGGAGUCCAUCUACGGACGGGACUUCCAAGACCUGCGUCUUGGCCAGCCGUGGAAGAUACGACAGCCUCCUGAAAUCAAUCUAGUCUUGCGACCUCAGGGCUUAACUGGUGACUGUGAAGUCUAUGCCAAAGUCGACUUAUGGGUCAAGUGUCCCCAAACCUAUCCUGAUAUUGUUCCAGAAAUUGAACUUAAAAAUGUAAAAGGCUUAUCAAAUGAAAAUAUAAACGUGUUAAAAUCCAAACUAGAGGUAUUAGCAAAAGAGCGUUGCGGAGAG